Messenger RNA from Bombus pyrosoma, 2211 nucleotides. Its product is annotated as protein rolling stone-like. Bases 696 to 1667 code for a protein of 323 amino acids. Gene Ontology annotation, cellular component: membrane. The transcript has 2 exons. Lineage: Eukaryota; Metazoa; Arthropoda; Insecta; Hymenoptera; Apidae. The record is from RefSeq and is a predicted model, not a curated record.
CAACAUAAGCUGACUAACGAGCAAUUAGCGUAUUAACUAUUUGUUUAAUCGAUCGAUAUUUAGCGGAAAACUUGCACAGUUAAUUUUUCUACGAACUAAUUAUCCAUUGAUUCUUACUAUUUAAAUCUUUGAUCAAUUUUUUAUCUUUUCAUUCGAUUUUCUAUCUUUUUAUCGAUUUUAAUACUUAUAUAUCAUAUAUUCAUAAAUAGAUAUUCAUUUUUACAUGAUAUCAUACUUAAAUAUUCAUAUAUCACAUUAAUACGCACAUAAAAUAUAUUUUAGAUGUGAAAAUGAAUUUACAGUUGUGAUAUUUUUAAGUACAUAUUUUUCAGUCUUUUUUAGCAAACUUCGCUUAAAUGUUUAGUUAGAAAAUACUAAAAUAGUUAUUUUAAAAAACUUAUUACUAAAAAAAAUUCCAUUCCGUCAACAUCAAUGUGUUUCUAUGAGAAAGGAUCCGGGGAGCACUAGGCAAAGGUACGUUCACCGUAAAUACAUAGUAAGUCGUUCAUAAAAAGGAGGAAACUCGCCGGCAAUUAUUAUCAGAACGUGUCGAAAAGGUGGUCGCAAGGAACACAGUGCCGUAUACCACGGGGGGAACAGCUGGUGCAUAGCGAUUGAUAUUGAUUUGAAGCACGCGGAGCCGGUUGCCGGGCAGUCACGGGCCAGGCGUACGUCGAACAGGAGGCCGGACUCAAAUGCCUCCCGAGUGUGAGGAAAUAGAGGACCAUGGCGUGCCGGAGAAGAUUUCCUGCAUCGACGGCAGGAUUAAGGAACAUCUGCGGAUUCCGGCACCCGCAACGCUAUGCGGUCGUCGAACAAUGGUAAAUAAACUCUGGUGCCAAGAAGCAGCAAGGAAGUGGUUCUACAAAAAGGAUCAGUCACUACAUUCACGACUCUUGUCCGAACCAAAAUGUCAGAAGCAUGUAGGCACCUGGUACCUACUUUAUCGUUGGUUAAUCUUUAUGGUCUGGGCUUGUAUAGUUGUGUGUUCGAUUUUCGAAUUCGGUAGCUACAAACCUAUGGUAGUAUAUGAUAAGUGGCCAAUUUAUUUGACAAACUGGGAUUUAAUAUUGGGUGUCAGUCAAGCUUUACUUGGCGUUUUUCUCGUAUUGAGAAGAUGGAAACUGCAAAAAGUAUCAGACUUUGAUCCUUCCGCGUUGAUGCUGGGAUUGAUAGACAGAGUUUAUUGGUUCCUUUACGUCGUAACUACUAGUAUCGCGUUUGGAGUUACAAUUACCUAUUGGUGCAGCAUAUUCGAUCCCAGGAUUCACUAUUUGGACCCUUUAAACAUUAUGCUACACAUAUGUAACAGUAUUUUAAUGAUAAUUGAUUUUUGUAUUACAAGCAUUCCGUUUAGGUUAAGGAAUUUCUGGUGGUGUUUAAUCAUAGUGUUUUUGUACACCAUAUUUUCACUAAUAUAUUAUUUCGCUGGAGGAUUAGACAAGAAUGGUUAUCAUUAUAUUUAUAAAAUCCUCGAUUGGAAAAAACCUGUUCAAGCUUCAUUGAUAUGCGUAGGCGAAGGUAUAUUUAUAACCAUAUUGCAUUCCUUAAUGUGUUUCCUAGAGAAAGUGAAGGAUCGAUUGUAUCUGAAGAUCGAUAAGAAAUUAGGAAGACCGUAUGCGGAAACACACAUGUCUAGUGUAGAGAAACAUGCCGACAUUGUCUGAAAAUUAGCGAUAAUAGGCAACAUUUUUUCACGAUUCUAAAAUGAAGUAUUAUGUAUUUGUAUUUCGUCUUAAUAUUUUUAGAAACUCUGUACCAUUCGAAACUAUAGUUUAAAGCAUUGAUAUACCUAUCUUUAGACAAGUUAAUUCUCUAUUUUUAGCUAUUAAUAAUUACAACUAGCGCCUAUGUGGAGGAAGAGAGGACUUUCUUUCAUCCUCAUUCAAUGAAGUUUAUAUCACAUUGACAAUAAAUUGAUCAACAGAAUUGUGAUACAUAAAAACAUACAUAGCAUGUGUACGUGCACGAUUAUCAUAUUUAUAAUCGCAAUGUUACUAAACAGUAUUUUUCAAAUUAUUUCUUUAAUAAAUAUCAUACAUUACAAAGAUUAAAAACUGUUGCAAAAGCAAAAUUUGAAAUUAAUAGAAAGUCAAUUUAGGAAAUAAAGUCAAAUAUACUGCGGCCAAUAAUUUUGUUAGUUAAAUUAUUAGUUUUAGCACUAUGAAAAUAUAUUAUGUAUAUUUAAUAAAAUAAAAAUAAUGCAUUAAG